This is a messenger RNA of Sturnus vulgaris (Common starling), 1281 nucleotides long. Lineage: Eukaryota; Metazoa; Chordata; Aves; Passeriformes; Sturnidae. The record is from RefSeq and is a predicted model, not a curated record.
CAGCACUGGGCACUCACUGCUUCCUCCUGGCAUCCCAGCAGCAUUGCCCCUGAACAAAGACAGGCCAUAAAUACUGUGAGGAGCUGACUGGAGCUCUUGGCUGCCUGCAACAAAUCCUGUCGUGUGUUCUGUUAGAGCCAGGAGAGCAUGUGCCACCCCCUGCCCCUGCUGGGGUGGCACAGGGCUGUGAUGUCGCUCCUUGUCCCUGCAGACAGCAUGGGCAGCUCCACAUACCGUCCCCCAGCCCGCACCAUGGAGGUGGUGAUCAACAAGUACGUGGUGAAGCUCAAGUACUGCUACACCUGCAAGAUGUUCCGGCCCCCGCGCACCUCGCACUGCAGCGUCUGCGACAACUGCGUGGAGAGGUUCGAUCACCACUGCCCCUGGGUGGGCAACUGCGUGGGCAAGCGCAACUACCGCUACUUCUACGCCUUCAUCCUGUCCCUGUCCUUCCUCACCGCCUUCAUCUUCGCCUGCGUCAUCACCCACCUCACCCUGCGCUCUCAGAGGGAUGGGUUCCUGGCCACUCUGAAGACAACCCCUGCGAGUGUGCUGGAGCUGGUGAUUUGUUUUUUCUCAGUCUGGUCUAUUUUGGGCCUCUCAGGUUUUCACACUUAUUUAGUCGCCUCCAACCUGACAACAAAUGAAGAUAUCAAGGGGUCCUGGUCAAACAAGAGGGGCUCGGAGUUUGCCAAUCCCUACAGCCAUAAAAGCAUCCUCACAAACUGCUGUGCAGUGCUGUGUGGGCCAUUCCAUCCCAGUUUGAUAGACAGAAGAGGAUUUAUCCAGCCAGAUGUGGGGACCCCAUCCAGUCCCAAGAGUGAAAUCCCUUCCUUUGGAGCCAAAACUGACACCAGCAUGGAGGAUGCCUGCCAGGACUUUGCCAUUUCCUGCACAGCCUGAUGGGAUUUGCCCCUCCUCGGAUGUUUGCCCUGAUUUCUGAGGGUUGGCUGGUAAGAAAGUGCUUCCUUCUCCCUCUCACCACUCGAGCCACCCAUCUCAUCUCCACUGCAUGACAGCUCUGCCUCAGAGCCCAUCACCCUCCAGCUGUGUUCACACCCCCUCCAUCCCACCAGAAUCCCCCUGGCAUGGGGGCAGCGGUGCCAGGGCUGUGAGGGUGAGGGGCCACCUCAAGGCUUGGCCAGAGGAGCAUGGGUUUGGUUUGCCCUGGCUUUGUGCUGGGGCUCAGCAUGGGCUGGAGCCACCUGGUCUGCAUGGGGGACAAGUGUGGGACACUUUGGGACACUGUGGGACACGGGCCAGGGAUGGCCGAGGGCUCUG